Messenger RNA from Zingiber officinale, 1620 nucleotides. RefSeq names its product serine/threonine-protein kinase RIPK-like. The record is from RefSeq and is a predicted model, not a curated record. The transcript is spliced from 4 exons. Gene Ontology annotation, molecular function: protein kinase activity; ATP binding. Lineage: Eukaryota; Viridiplantae; Streptophyta; Magnoliopsida; Zingiberales; Zingiberaceae. The coding region runs from base 213 to 1508 and encodes 431 amino acids. Gene Ontology annotation, biological process: protein phosphorylation.
AAGCAAAAUUAGGGAAGAUUCCGAGCUGGUAGAAUGACACGAUCUCUCUCCAGACUUAAAUCUAAAAUAUUUUUUCUUCUUUUGUUUAUAUAGAGAAAAAAAAAUUGUUCAGGAAAGGGCGUUUAUGUCAUUUGAUACUGUUGCCAGUUUCGUAUAAACCAAACCUAGCUCUGUUCCUCCUCUUCCUGUGUCGUAGUGUUCCGAUCAUCAUCAUGUCAGACGAUUGGUGGAAGUCUCUGCUGACGAGUUGCUGCGGCGGCGCCACCUCAGCGCGACCGGGGAAGCUCCGGAGCGGGACGGAUUCGUGGGAGGACAGCAGCAUUAGUACCACUAGCGGCGGUUUCUCGGCGGAGGACCUGUCGUUGACCCUCGCCGGCUCGAACCUGCACGCGUUCAGCAUCGAGGAGCUGAGGGCCGCGACGAGGAGCUUCUCGGCGUCGAACUUCCUCGGAUCCGGCGGGUUCGGGCCGGUCUACAGGGGGUUCGUGGACGGCAACAUCCGGCGGGGGCUGCGCCCGCAGGAGGUCGCCGUCAAGUCGCUCGACUUGCACGGCCUGCAAGGCCACCGGGAGUGGCUGGCUGAGGUGAUGAUCCUGGGGCAGUUCAGACAUCCGCAUCUUGUGAAACUCAUCGGCUAUUGCUGCGAAGAUGAUCACAGGAUGCUGGUCUACGAGUACAUGCCGCGUGGAAGCUUAGAAAACCAUCUUUUUAAAGGGCUGCUCGCUUCGUUGACAUGGGAAAGAAGGUUGAAGAUAGCAGUGGGGGCCGCCAAAGGCCUGGCCUUCCUGCACGAUGCUGAGAAACCCGUCAUCUACAGGGACAUCAAAGCAUCCAACAUUUUAAUUGACUCGGAUUACACGGCGAAGCUGUCGGAUUUCGGGCUGGCGAAGGAUGGUCCGCAAGGCGAUGAGUCUCACGUGAGCACGCGCGUGAUGGGCACGCACGGCUACGCCGCGCCGGAGUACGUGUUAACUGGCCACCUCACUGCUAAGAGCGACGUGUACAGCUUUGGCGUGGUGCUGCUGGAGCUGCUAGCCGGGAGACGCUGCGUGGAUCAGAACCGGCCGAAUCGGCAGGUGAAUCUGGUGGAUUGGGCCAAACCGUACCUCACCAGGCCUGACAAGUUAGGCCGAGUUAUGGAUCCGAGCCUCGAUGGAGACUACUCCACCAAAGGGGCCCAGAAAGCCGCGGCGAUAGCUUAUCAGUGUCUCGACAAUAAGCCCAAAUUCAGGCCCGACAUGAGAGUUGUGGUGGAGACGUUGGAGCCGCUCUUGAAUCUAAAUGACUUGCUCUUGGGUCCCUUUGUCUACGUGGCGCCAAUAGAUGACGAGAAAGAGAAUGAGAUGGACGAUAAGCGUGUUUAUGACCGCGAUCAAAGACACAAGAAACAAUUUCCAAACUCGAUGAUUCAUUCCGAUACCUUGAUGCAUAGAGAUGGCAAUACUUUGUACCGCUUUUCGCCUAUGUAUCGGUCUUCGUCACGGCAAAUCCAGGAACGCGGAACUUGAUUUGGUCGAUCGGAUGGCCGUUCCAAAUCUGUACAGAUUAUAGAUGAGGCACAUUUGAUACUGUGUGAGAUUGUAAAGGAAUCCUUGAAAUUUUGAUAUAUGUUUUCGUUUG